Molecule: messenger RNA, 1674 nt
Organism: Neohortaea acidophila
Lineage: Eukaryota; Fungi; Ascomycota; Dothideomycetes; Mycosphaerellales; Teratosphaeriaceae
Exons: 1
Coding region: 147-1196 (349 amino acids)
Source: RefSeq, a predicted model, not a curated record
AUCGCCAAUAAAUUUUCGGAAUUCAACAAUACUGCCUCAAACUAUUCUAUCCCAGUUCGGCAAACGUUCUCGCAAGUUCACGCGGGUUUGCAGGUGAGUUGUCGGGGUGAAUUCGCUGGAAGUUAGGGGAAAAAGUUCACUUCCGAAUGAGGAAGUUACGGCUAAUUAUUGUGGCCUUCAGGGUCGCGCCACUUCUCCAACCUCCUCUACGCAUUCUCUCGACAGCGAACACGCACCCACCUACACACACUUGCAGCGGCGACGAUGCCAAAAGCGUCGUCCCAAAGCUAAUACAAGCUUCAGGCUCCUCAGCUAUCACAAUGUCCGACGAAGAAGUCACGUACCCAACCCUGCCUCCGGACCUCGAAGCAGAAAUCUUCGGCAUCGCACCACCGCCGCCUUCCACGCCUGCAGCUCCGCGUCGACUUGCCGGGACUGGGUCAGCGAGGAACACGAACACGACAGGAGUACAAGACGGCAUCAACGGCUCCACAACACACGACAGCAGCAACACCCGCGGGCGCAAACGCGUUCGCUUCUCCUCGCCCCUGGAGAUGGGUCCCUCAUCCACUGAGCCUAGUCCUGCUGGGCGGGCUCCUGUGUACGCCGCUCCAGAUCGCGAGGACCUUGAGGAUGGAGAGAUUUGGGAGGGUGAAGAUGUUCAGCAAGGCUUCGGAUUUACCAGCAUUCAAGAUGAAUUGGAAAUGGCAGGCUUGCAAAUGGAGGAUGAGGAUGAGGAUGACGACGAAUACCUCGCAGAACUCCCAGCGCCCUUCAUCGAAAAUACAGCCUCGGUCGCAGCAGAAGGAGGAGAAGGAGCAGAGGGAGGAGAGGAAGUGAAAGAAGCCGGAAAAGUCGUCUUCAGUCUCUACGACAUCACGCCCUCCGCAAGCGCGAAGAAGGGCAAACGCCCCGUCUUCACCAGCUGGUUCGUCAUCGGGCGUCUCCUAGCCGGCACAGCCAUCAUCGCGCGCGCCGGCGCCAACAAAUACGCGCGCGUGCUGGCACAGUUCACCAUCGACUUGAUCGGGGAGGAGUUGUGGGAGGAGAACCUGGCAGUGUACGUUGAGUCGCCGCCGGAGCCGGGUGAGCAGGAUGCGGUUGGGGAUCUGCUGGAGGAGGCUAGGUUUGAGUUGGAGAGGAUUGACCAUGCGCAGGCGGCGUGCUUACGGCUGUUGAUUGAUAUGAUGCGUUAGGAUUGGGAGAUGGAGAGAUGGUGGCGAUUACUGGCGAGAUAAGAGGAGUUGAUGAUGCAGCCCUGUUCACGCGUCUGCAUGCGUGGUUGCUUGUUGGGCUGGCUGGAGAAAGAGAUACCCCAACGCACAGCUGUGUGUUUAUGCAUGCCUGAAAGAGACUACGAAUCCAUGUCUUCAGAACUCUGCGUACCUUCCAAGCGCAUUGUACAGGCCCUUGCCUAUGCCUGUCCUCCACCAUGAGUGCGAGGAACUCCGUUAAAUUCUCUCAUUUUGUUUGUGUUGUUGGCCGGAUGUGAGAAGAUUGAGAGAGGUGGUGGAUGUUAUCGAGAGGUGAUGUGGAUGAGUGCCGGUAGCCUGUUGCAUGGCUGUUCAACUCUUGUCGCGCAGCUCCGCUUUCCUGGCUGCCUUGAGCACUUCGUUCUCCAUCUCAACCUUCGCUAGAUGACGAUGUCUCCGACUCGUCAUGCGACAUUUCCGA